Molecule: messenger RNA, 1548 nt
Organism: Phytophthora sojae
Lineage: Eukaryota; Oomycota; Peronosporomycetes; Peronosporales; Peronosporaceae
Exons: 2
Coding region: 1-1548 (515 amino acids)
Molecular function (GO): aldehyde dehydrogenase (NAD+) activity
Source: RefSeq, a predicted model, not a curated record
AUGCAGCGCCACAUCCUGCGUAACCUGCCGCGCGUUCAGGCCAACGCCUUCGCCCGAGCCACUGUCGCGACGACUGUCAAGGUCUCGCCUGUGCCGGUCAAGCAGACCAAUCUGCUGAUCAACGGACAGUUCGUGCCUUCGUCCAGCGGUCGCACCUUCGAGACGUUCAAUCCGGCCACGGAGGAGAAGAUCGCCGACGUAUCGGAGGCCGUCAACGCAGACAUCGACGCCGCCGUUGCUGCUGCCCGCGAUGCGUUCGAGGGUCCGUGGCGCACGAUGUCGGCCGAAGACCGCGGCAAGCUCCUCUACAAGCUGGCGGAUCUCAUUGAAGAGAACAUCGACGAAAUCGCCGCGCUUGAAGCGCUCGACAACGGCAAGCCGUUCCACGUUGCGAAGGAGAACGACCUGCAGCUUGUGCUCAAGACCCUCCGCUACUACGCCGGUUGGCCCGACAAGAUCCACGGAUCCGUCAUCCCCAUCUCGGGCCCCUACCUCUGCUACACCAAGGCUGAGCCCGUCGGCGUGUGCGCUCAGAUCAUCCCGUGGAACUUCCCGCUGCUCAUGAUGGCGUGGAAGUUGGGCCCCGCUCUCGCUGCCGGUAACACGGUCGUGUUGAAGCCUGCUGAACAAACGGCCCUCUCGGCUCUGCGUGUGGGUGAGCUGAUCGUGGAGGCUGGCUUCCCCAAGGGUGUGGUGAACAUUGUGCCGGGAGUGGGCGCCAGCGCUGGUCGCCACCUGGCCCAGCACCCCAAGGUUGACAAGGUCGCAUUUACCGGAUCGACGGAAGUCGGGUACCAGAUCAUGCGUACGUCGCACGUGAGCAACCUCAAGCGCGUCACGCUUGAGCUCGGUGGCAAGUCGGCCAACAUUAUUCUCGACGACGCGGACAUCGACCUCGCCAUCAAGCAAUCGCAGCUGGGUCUGUUCAUGAACCAGGGCCAGUGCUGCAUUUCGGGCACGCGCGUGUUCGUCCAGGAGGGCAUCUACGACGAGUUCGUCAAGCGCACGGUGGAGGCCGCGAAUGCUCGCGUGGUCGGCGACCCGUUCGACCCCAAGACGGACCAGGGCUCGCAGAUCGAUGAGACUCAGUUCGAGAAGAUCCUUGGUUACAUUGAGGAGGGCAAGAAGGAGGGUGCUCGUCUUGUGGCCGGCGGCCACCGCAAGGGAGACAAGGGCUGGUUCAUUGAGCCCACCGUGUUCGCCGACGUCACGGAUGACAUGACCAUCGCUCGUGAGGAGAUCUUCGGCCCCGUCAUGUCCAUCCUCAAGUUCAAGACCAUCGACGAGGUCAUUGCUCGCGCCAACGACUCCGAGUACGGCCUCGGUGGCGGCGUGGUGACCAGCAACAUCGACAACGCCAUCAAGAUCUCCAACGGCAUCCGCACGGGCACGGUGUACGUGAACUGCUACGACGUGUUCGACUCGAACACUCCGUUCGGUGGCUUCAAGGACUCUGGCAUCGGCCGCGAGAAUGGCGAGCUGGGCCUGCGCAACUACCUGGAGCACAAGACGGUGAUCAUCAAGCGUCCGGAAGACUCGAUGCUGUAA